This is a messenger RNA of Argentina anserina (silverweed cinquefoil), 2508 nucleotides long. RefSeq names its product putative disease resistance RPP13-like protein 1. The transcript is spliced from 10 exons. The record is from RefSeq and is a predicted model, not a curated record. Lineage: Eukaryota; Viridiplantae; Streptophyta; Magnoliopsida; Rosales; Rosaceae. Bases 47 to 970 code for a protein of 307 amino acids.
AUUGAUACACUUGAGGUAUCUUGACUUAUCUGGGCACAGGAGUUUAAUGAAAUUACCGAGGGCCAUGAGUAGGUUAUACAACCUGCAAACCUUGAGACUUGUUGGUUGCUUGGGUCUCCAGAAAAUAGAUGUGACAAUGCUCAUUAACUUGAGGCAUCUUUAUGUAGAUGAUUCCCUGGGUUUAAUUAAAGGGAUUGGGAAUUUAACAGAUCUGCAAACGCUUGAUGGUUUUUAUGUCCCAUUUUGGGGUGAUGAAGCAAACAAGUUGGAAGAUCUGAAAGACUUGAACCAGCUUCGGAGUCUUUCUAUUCUGAUUUUGGGAAAAUCAAUCGUGGUAGAGAAGUCUUCAAUCAUGGUGAACAAGGCGCGCCUCCUACGAUUGGAGCUACAGUUCUAUUGUCCAGAUCGGCCAAGAGAAGUUAUGGAUGGGUUAGAGCCGCCUCCAGGUUUGGAAUCUUUAAUCAUCAGGUGGUAUGGAGGAGGUGCUUUCUCCGAUUGGUUGUGGUCUUUACAUUGCUUGAGAGUCCUCACCCUUCGAUUGUGCCACUGUGGGUUUUUGCCUCCUUUAGGGAAACUGGCGUCCCUUGAAUCAUUGAAUAUUGAGUGCCUGAGUAAAGUUGAGAAGGUUGGAGUUGAGUUUUUGGGAAUAGAAGAAGCGCAAACCUCCUCCUCGUCUUCCAUUUUCACAUCAUUCCCCAAGCUCAGAGAAUUCACUAUCUUUAGGAUGGAGUCAUUGCAAGAGUGGGAAGAGGAGAAUUCUGUGAAUAUCACAAUCAUGCCAUGCCUCUCUCACUUGACAAUUACAUGGUGCAAGGAGCUGAAAGCACUGCCGGAAUUCCUGUGGAAGACACCUCUACAGAAAUUGAACAUCUGGGGAUCUCCAUUUCUCCAAGCCCUUUACAAACAAGGAGAAGGUGAGGAGUGGGCCAAGAUUUCUCACAUCCCUAGCAUCCAGAUAGAAGAAGACUAAUCUUUAAGGCUUCAGAUAGCUCUCUAGAAACUAGCACAUUUUCAGGAGGAAUGAGGCAUUUGUCCGAUGGUUUAUCAUAUUGUUAAUCUGCAUUGUGUAUUGGAGGGCAGAAGGACGAGUACAUCAGGCUUAAUUUGUAUCCCUUCAGAAGGAGGACCGGCAUAUGAAUGAUUACUUGCGCAUGUUCCGGAAGAGCUAUUGCACUAAACCAACCUCGGUCGCUCAAAUUUUUACCCAUCUGAGCCAUCUUAUUUCUUCGGCUUGGAUUUUUCAAGAUACUGCAAGUCAAGAUUUAAGGCCAGUCCACUUGUUCUGCUCGAAUCAAACCUUGAUGCAUUCAGAAUGGCAUCAGACUAUAUCAGCAUUUGGCAAUCAAGACUGUCAGGAGCUUAGGAGGUCACAAAAGGCAUCUGUUGGAGACAUGAUCUUACAGAAUUGAAGAAGGCAUGAUGGUACUAAAGGAGGCGGGAUCAUAGACCUUGCUCGUUGGUUAUGAUAUACUCUUUCCUCUUAUGCUGAAGCAUGAGUCCCUACCAGCCACAUCCAUCCUUGCGUUUGCACUUAAAGGCCAUCUAAAUUGCACAAGGCAAGCAAUUGCUGUAGGGAAAAUUUGGAGACUAGGCUUCAAGGCUCUGCUGGCUAGACUCCCCAAGAAAAUCAAGAUGAACAUGAAGAACAUAGCACCAACUCUACAACUCACACCAACACUAGGAAGCAUUUAAAAUGGCAUCCGAGAUGUAAAGGCUGGACUGUUGGAGCAAAACAUUUGAGGCACCCAAUUCCACCUACAUUGGAACAAGUUGUGGGGUGCCUAUGAGAGAUCAAAGAAUGGUAAUUGGAUUGUAGAAACAAAGUCUGCUUCAUUCACUUUUGUUUCCAGCCACUUGAACACUGGGAGAUUUAUUCCUUUUUUUUUCAGAGGACGGGGCAAGUAUACUCAUCAUCCAAUUCAAUAUUUAAUUUCAACAUCAGCCUAGAGAGAAAAACCACUGUAUCUUCCUUCUGCGGCUAAAUGGAACAUUCAGAAGCUAUAGGACGUAAUGAGUUAGUGAAGAACUUUUGACUAGACUUAUAGUUCACUGAAUGAUAGUUAUACUUCUACAAGGAGAAACCUUAAAACGCCAAGAGGCUCCUCAACAAGAUGCAUGCACGGUAGCAUUUUGCAUUCCAGAUUUUUUUAACUUUGCUUUGGUGAAACUCUUGAUUCUAUAUCCAAAAUCGGUACAAAGAGAUAAGACUAUAAGAGGAACCUUGGUACAAAAGCUUCAACACAGUUCCAUCUGCAAGAGAUGAAAUUGUCCAAAGUGAUGAGUACACUUCUGGAACACUAAGCAUAUGUGAUGAUAGAAGCUAAAUCUCCUGAAAAGAAGACCUGCAGGUCCUGCAACAGUGAUGAAUACUGCAUUAGUGCUAAUCAUAUUUUGUGGAUUGGGGAUUCUUUAUUUUUGUUCUACUUCAGUUGGGUUCUGUGGUACUCUUUUUCCCUUCGCCCCGGUAUUUUGUCCCACUGGGUUUUAACCGGGAAAGGUUUUGACGAG